AUGGCUUUUAAGGAUGAUACAGACGUGUAUAAUGCAUUGAAUUAUCAGUGGAAUAAGUGGGGCGGUCACAUUGAACCAAUGGCAUAUGUAGUGGCCAAAACCAAUUCAGACAUUCGAAUUGCUACUAUUUGCUGUAAAUUACUAAAUUUUCGUAUUGUGGCUCGGGGUGGUGGACAUUCAUUUGAUAAGAGGUGUUUUGGGGAUUCUCGUUCGUUGAUUGUUGAUAUGUCCGCAAUGAAUGAAAUAUCAAUUGACCCGUCGAGAAUGCAUUGGGACGUCGGUGCAGGAGCUGAAACAGCGGUCAUUACGGAAACGCUGUGGAAUGAAGGUGAAUACGUGGCAGCAUUGGGUGUUUGUCCUACUGUUGGAGUAACCGGACUCGCCCUAGGCGGUGGUUUCGGAUAUUUUACCAGAAUUUUCGGUCUAUCAUCGGACAAUUUAGUUGAACUGCAGAUGAUCGAUGCAAAUGGAAAUCUACAAAUAAUCAAUGAAAGUACGAAUGACGACCUGUUUUGGGCACUACGUGGUGGUGGAGGCGGAUCUUUCGGGAUUGUCACUAAACUGAAAUUCAGACUGUAUAAAGCUCCGAAAUCUGUUACUUUUGGCAAUUAUUUUUAUCACUUUGACGAUUUCCAACAGUUCUAUCAGGCAUAUCAGUCACUAUUAUCAUCACCUUCAAUACGCAACAAUUUUGGAUUAUUACUCAAAAUGCAGCAUGACAUUAUUGAAAUGGAAGUUUACGUGAUGCAAUUCGAAAAUGCGGACACAAUGUCUGUGGACAUAGACCAAAUUCUUGGUUCAUUUUCGUUUCCGAAAGCAAUCAAAUCUACUCUUAAACUAAUGUCAUAUCCCGAUUUCUAUUUGAAAACAGUACAGCCAUAUUCCCCAAUGACUAAGUUAACAACGCUAUCACAACUAAAGGAAAUUGAUCGUCAUUUCCCGGCAGCCUGGAUGGAAAGCAAAUCAAUGUUUGUAAAUAAACUUCUGAGCAGAGAAGAGAUUUCCGAACUAUAUGCUCUAAUGAAACCUAUGCUACCAUAUGCGACGUUAUUCUUUGAACACAAUGGGGGCGCAAUUGACGAGCAUUCACGUACAGAAACAGCAUUCGUUCACCGGAACAAUUUGUACAGUCUUCAGCUAGACACACUUUUCGUUGAUUUUAAUUAUACAGCAAAUUCAGCAGUGAAUGCAUUUUAUGAUGCGAGCAAACGUUUGUUGAAUCAUCAAGAAUCGUAUCAGAAUUACGUCGAUCCAACGAUGGUUGAUUAUCUUCAACGAUAUUAUGGUGAAAAUUUGGAAAGACUCAUAAAAAUUAAAACGAAAUACGAUCCGGAAAAUCUAUUCCGUCAUCAACAAUCCAUACCAACAGCAGACAGAUCCGUUUCAGUACUUUAUAUGUAG
This is a messenger RNA of Bradysia coprophila, 1401 nucleotides long. Its product is annotated as putative FAD-linked oxidoreductase YvdP. The record is from RefSeq and is a predicted model, not a curated record. Gene Ontology annotation, molecular function: oxidoreductase activity; FAD binding. NCBI's taxonomy places the organism in Eukaryota, Metazoa, Arthropoda, Insecta, Diptera, Sciaridae.